CCGGAUUCAUUGCUCUCGAGUGUAGUACAUGACCUACCAACAUAGUGUUAAGUAAGGUCACCGCUUUAAGUACCUAUAUAUUUAUUUUGCGUUAAUAUGUAAACGAAAGUAGCUCUCAGGUUGCUAGAUAUAUUUCAAAGUAUAAUUUGAGUUGGUUGUAUUUGAUAUAAAUUUCUAGUGUUCUAGGAACUGAUAAAUAAUUUAAAUCAAAUUAGGAGAAUUCCAAUUUUCAGAGCUACCUAUAUGGGAAAGGGGAUGGGGCACGUAAAUAACUUGCAAGUUAUUAUUAUAGACAAAAUUACACAUAAAGAGUAAGAAAAAAACAAGGACUAGGUUUGCAUUGGCUUUAUAUUUCUUUGCGAUGACCGUUAUAAUAAUACUGUUACAUGGGUAAACAAAUAGUAAUAAGUUUAUUCUAAUAAUAAUAUUUCCCAUUAAUAUGUAGUUAAAUAUCUUAAAUAUUGUUAUUAAUUUAUAUUAUGUGUUGAUAAAUUGACAUUUACAUUCUUGACCUCAUCAGCUAUAUGGGCUCAAAACUGCAAAUCAGUGAUUUAUGGUCCGUACUCACAUAAGGUAUUUAUUACUCGAUAGCUUUACUUUAAAGCGCAUAAAAAUCCUACGAACUAGCGUUUGAAUUGUGAGUUUUGAGGUCCAUAUGUUGAUUUUUACUCGCCUUAGGGUGUUACCACACCAUCGAUCGUCGAUCGAUGCAAUCAUCCAGGUAGUAGCGAUUAAUGAUCUUGUACUGGAUGACCUAUAUUUCAUGAAUUUGAUAGAGUUGAGUCUCCUGAUUUAGACCAAAGAGAUACCCAAGUAGAUCUUGACUUAAAGAAUCAUCCUUCAACAUCUGAAUUGGCGAAAUCACCAGAACCACAUCUAAAUAAAAGGUUACUACGCAAACCAAAACAUUUUGACGUUUCUUCCGACGAAGAUGACUUGCCUUUGAGUGAAUUGAAAGGUGCGAAGAACACAGCAGAUGAAAAUGAAGAGGAUGGAAACCUGUGCACUAUUUGCAAAUGUGGCUACCGUCAUUUUCAACUGAAGAGCGAUUGGAUCUGCUGUAAAACCUGUUUGAAGUGGACCUGUUAUCAUUGCAAUGGAGGGACCAACAAAAAGCUAUAUGGAUGCCAACGAUUUGAAGAUACAGACUGAUAUAUUUAAGAUUGUUUUAAUAUUUAAUCAUAAUUAUGUUGAUUUUAUUGUAAGAAUGUAAAGUUGUUAAUAUCCUGACUGAUUUUCUGUACACAUAGUACAACAAUUCCUAUUAAUAUUGUAAGAAUAUUAAUACAAAUAAAUGUCUGAUUCACUUUAACUGAUUAUUGGUUUUAUUCUAUAAAUAAGUCUAUAAUAUAUGAAAAACUAUGUUUAUUUUUAAUAUUAUUUUAAAGGUGUCAAAGAAACCUGCACUACAGUUAUCAUUGAAUUUCAGGCAAAUCUAAUGAUGUGUAAAAGUAACCCCAUUCUCGAGGUUGCUUUGGCACCUGUUAAAAAAAACAAUUUGGGUUCUAAGACUGCUAUAUAGUACACAUCUCAAAGCGCAGAAUUUAUCUGCUUCUUUUAUUGAUUGUUCUGAUGAGGUACAAAAAGCUUGAAUUGCGAGAAUAUUUUUCAUGUAAUGUAGAAAAACUUCUAAAACUAUGUCUAAGCAGCCCCGGCUUACGGUAUUUGCGUACAUUUUUGUUCUUAUGUAUAGAUUUAAAGCUACGUAAGUACUAGUUACAUCAAAAUUUAAACAAAAGGUACAUAAUUACCUACUUUGUGAUACAAGGUUGUGAUGCAAACAUAAUUUGUACAUCAGUUCUCUUCUACCUAGCCGCUAGUUUAGUCCUUUAUUGUUAAUGUUGUGUACAAAAACUAAGUACAAAAAAUUCGUAUGAUUAAGUUCAAGUUUCAUUUUUCAUUCAUUCAUAAGUGAACCAGAUUAGAAAAUAGGUUCGAACCUAUCUUUAAUUAUUUUGACUUCAGCAGGUUUUGUUUUCUUAAAAAUAAAUGCCACAAACAACUAAGAUGAUUGGUACAAAGUUGCUGUGUUUCAUGACAAUAUUCAAAUGUGCAUAUACUCAAAUUCCUACUGCGAAUAAACAGGAGUCUGAUUUGAGUAUUAUCGAAAACGAAUUUGACAAUAGUAACAUAGCAAAUGGUCAAUAUAAGUUUCGCUAUGUCAACUCUGAUGGCACAGAGAGACAAGAGAGCGGAGGAUUCGACAAUGAUGGGAAUUAUGUCAUAACCGGCUCUUACUCUUACAUUGACGAGUCUGGUAAACCUUAUGUUGUCCAUUACUCUGCUGACAAAGAUGGCUAUCAUCCACUUCCGGCGACAGAGGGUGUUGUAGUCAUUAGUGCUCCGCCUGGUAUAGUAGCGUCAUUACUUGGUUGAGACUGCAUCGUCGAAAUAUGAAACGGAAACUAAUGGAAACCCUAAUGAAGCUUACCUAUACACACUCAAUCAAUGUUAUAACCUAUGUUCGACAUAUACAUACUAUAAGUAAUUCAAUAAAUAAUAAUUUUAUUAUGAAGCCUUUCACUUCGAUACAACGCUAUAAAAUAUUAAAAUAACACUUUCUAAAUUAUUAUUACAAUACCAAUCAUGAUUCUAAGCUGAGGCCUAAGCCAAAAUUUUUGAGAGCUCCUUAAAGUUUCUUUGUGUUUUUUAUUGUUUGGUUUUAGUUCUGGAUUUUUUAUGUUCUAGUUUAUCAUAGAUUAAUCUUUCUUUAUUUUAAUUUUUUUAAUUCAUUUCACUUGUUUUAAGGCUUAAGAUAAUACAACCAUUCAGCCUAUGUUGUUAUUUUUGUUUGUAAUGCUAAUUGGUUAUUUUACUGUUCUGUUUAUUAUUCUGUUAUUAUUAUAUUUAAAAAAAAAUGUCUCUUCAACCUAAGGCCAGAAUUAUAAUUAUUAUUAUUAGUGCUGCAGCAGCCCUGGUGUUACUGUAGUAUUAAGUUGAGGCAGGGACUUAGUUGGCCUGUUUUGCUUUGUUCUAUUUUUGUAAAUAUGUCUUUAAGGUCAAUAAAAUUUCUUACAUUCUUUCUUCUGUCUAAAGUAUCCUAAUUGUCAAAUUUUGCAUAGAAAAAGCUAGUUUGUUCUUACGUCCUGUAGGGACGCUGAUUAGUUUUCAUAGAACCUUUGACGGUGCGAUACGUUACAGAGCUGUCAAAAACUCGUGCUUGGGCCUCUGAGCCUUGACUCUGCUUGUUGUUGCACAUACUUACAUAUGUACAAAAUCGUGUCUAAUCUACAGAAUUUUACAAACGUCCUGUUAGAAGAUCUUUAUCAUUAUUAUGAUAAUAAGCAAAUGUUUUCCUUUUUAAACAAAACUGUGCUCAAAAGGGGUCUUUACUUUUUACUUAUGAACCCCUUUGAGAGAUUUUUGCAUAAUUGAAUUUAACAUGGAGAACUAGUUGAAUAAAAAGAACAUUGCAUACACUACCGUAUGUUCAAAUUUAAGUGGUCGAAUUUCAGCCAAUAGACGACUGCUCCUUUAAUCUGGCCAUGAGAAAUUUAGCAAAUUAACUAGAGAGCUAUCGAAAGUUUAUUAAAGCUCACUCUAUAAAUAUCCACAGUACCAACUUAUUGACUAAUCCUAGUAAACAUAAUUUGCAUAUGUUGCAUAGCGAUAUUGCAUAGCUAUCAUAGGCAAACUUUAAAAGAUGCGCCGAUAUAAGUAACUUGCAGUGAUUCUAUCUUAUUUUUAACCUUGGCACCUACACUGGCCUGCAAAACAAAGUAACACAAUCUUUACAUUUUUUAGUUCUUCUAAGCUUAGGAAGUUAGAGAUUUAAAAUAGAAACGUUUUAUAGCAAAUUUUAACAGCUUUCUUCGAAACUGUAGUACAAAAUUAAACCCUUUAUCGAGUCCUUUUUAUUUCGAAAGUAUAUCUUGUGUACUACUUAAACAGUUAUUGCAAUUUCAAAAGUGUGAUACUUAGUUUUGCAGGCCAGUGUACAAGUAUGUCCUUAGCUCAAGAGCUUUAUAAGUUCAGUACCCAAUAUUACAUAAUUCUAAAUAACCGUACGUGUUGAUUAAUAGUUUGUGCAGUUUUCUUUGAUUUUUUGCUAUUCUGCGCUAUAGGAAAAUUCAGAGUGAAAACCUUAUUGUAUAAUGCGAUUCAAAUAAGAACAGGAAACCCAAUGACCUCCAUCUGUCAAAUGUCGCUUGAAAAGUACGGUUUGCAAAAAAAUCUCGGAACACUUGCUGAUUCUAGAAUAAAAACCAAACAUUUUUAAACAAACAAUAUCAAAUGUUGGUAAUUAAUAUUAGUUGUUUUUUUUAUUUAUUGAGCUUGGCUAUGAAUGGUUGAUAACCUAAAUCGUCAACCAAAUGUCACUUUAUGUUGCGUUCAAAAACUCGAUUUAAAACUUUCGUUUA
Chilo suppressalis (striped riceborer) is the source of this 4361-nucleotide messenger RNA. The record is from the annotation of a GenBank genome assembly. NCBI's taxonomy places the organism in Eukaryota, Metazoa, Arthropoda, Insecta, Lepidoptera, Crambidae.